Histoplasma mississippiense is the source of this 870-nucleotide messenger RNA. RefSeq lists its product with no specific name. The record is from RefSeq and is a predicted model, not a curated record. NCBI's taxonomy places the organism in Eukaryota, Fungi, Ascomycota, Eurotiomycetes, Onygenales, Ajellomycetaceae. The coding region runs from base 1 to 870 and encodes 289 amino acids. The transcript has 4 exons.
AUGCUGCUCUAUUUGAUAGUACCUCCCUCCAGUUGCCCCGCCAGCAGCGAUAUCUCGCAUGGAGAAAAAGAUUGGAUGAAGAAGCUCCAGGAGAAAGGUUCAAUGGCGGUGAUUACGCAAAUCCUCAAACAACUUCAUUAUCUAAAAAAACUGAAGCUGGGCGAAUCCAUGCGGGCGGUUACCGAAAACCUGCUUACGACAUACCUCAGGAAAGGUCAGUGCCUGGGAGAUAGUGUUUCUACAAUGGUAUUCACAGCACUAUCUAUACAGGAAGCUAGGUACGGGAGCAGGCAGAAAUCGAGUCAUUAUUUGGACCAAGCAGUUCGGAAUUUGAGGAGUCUGGAAGGGAAACGACUUGCCGGGGAUACUUAUACCCAUUACGCGCGGUUAACAAUGUUCAAGCGCGACCUUCCAUUUGACAUAAAGCACGCUUCGCAUUUGCUUUCGUUUCUUCGCAACGCGGAGACUUUGGCCUUCAGCCAUAGCACACCCCCAUUUACAUCCACCCCACCUCAAAGAAAAGCUGCAUUCGAAUAUAUGACCCCACUCCAUUCAAUCCUAUCCGGAGGGCCUCACCCCUCUCAAGUACCCGAAAUAGAACGAGUAUGGGUGUGGAGGUACGAACUUUCCAACCUGUGCCGUGUAUCCUCAUUGGUUUACCUCAACAAGGCGCUAUGGGACCAACGAAACUCGCCAGAAGGGUGCAUACGGUACCUUGACAACCUCACGGCAAACAUAUACGAGCAUCUCGAACCAAAUUUUCCUGUUGAGUCAUUCUCGUGGCUACUGUUGCAGGAUAUUUGUGACCUCGACCUGAGAAAUCCGGACCGGGCUUGUUUACUCAACCCGAAGGCCGAGUGCCAGCAAUAG